Trametes versicolor FP-101664 SS1 is the source of this 1638-nucleotide messenger RNA. Its product is annotated as carotenoid ester lipase precursor. NCBI's taxonomy places the organism in Eukaryota, Fungi, Basidiomycota, Agaricomycetes, Polyporales, Polyporaceae. Bases 1 to 1638 code for a protein of 545 amino acids. The record is from RefSeq and is a predicted model, not a curated record. The transcript is spliced from 12 exons.
AUGCUUCUCAUUCUGCUAACGUAUCUUCCCGUCGCGUUUGCCAUUGCCCGUGCGGCUAACCCCACGGUCAUCUUGGACAAGGCUGCUGUGAUUGGAACAACAAACGGAUCGGUCACCAGUUACUUCGGUAUUCCUUACGCAGAACCUCCUAUCAACGACCUUCGGCUCCGGCUCCCCGUAGCUAUCACUGCAUACAACGGGACCAUCAACGCGACACUCCCGGCUACCCAGUGCAUCCAGCUUCCGCCGCAGCCCCGCAGCGACUUGCCGGGGGAGAUCCUUCAAGACCUGGUUACAUACCUCGCUUCUGUCCCCUUCACGUCCGAUGCACCUCAGGAUGAAGAUUGUCUGUCGAUAAGCGUACAGAUACCCGCCGGCACGAAGCCGGGGGCACAUCUGCCUGUACUGGCGUACAUUUAUGGUGGCGGCUUCACCUCCGGCUCUACGGCACAGAAUCCAGGGGAUGCGCUGGUUAAAAGAGCGAUCGAGUUGUACCAGCCGAUCAUCUUCGUAGCCAUGAACCAUCGGUAUGAUUUCCCCUUCUCGUUCUUGGGAGGCAAAGAGAUCAAGGCAGCCGGCGUUGGGAACCUUGGACUCCACGAUCAACGCGUCGCUCUGAGAUGGAUCAAGAAGCACAUCUCCGCAUUUGGUGGAGACCCGGAAAAAAUCACAAUUAAUGGGCCAAGUGCAGGUGCCAUCUCGAUCGGACUGCAGAUGGUCACAAACGGCGGGGAUAACGAAGGCCUUUUCCGGGGCGCAAUUAUGCACGCCGGCUCUCCGCUGCCGACGGGCGACAUCGAGACCCUGCAGCCAUUCUAUGACGCGGUCGUGGAGCAUGCCGGCUGUGCGGCGGCUGAAGAUACUCUCGCCUGUCUGCGUCACGUUCCGGCUGACACGCUGCUGACAGCCGCUGCAGCGGUCCCGAACCUCUUUGAUUAUCCGGGACUUGCGGAGGCAUGGGCCCCGCGCGCGGAUGGCGUUUUCCUUGAAGCGCCUCCGCAACACCUGAUCCUAGCAGGACAUGUGUCAAACAUCCCCUUCAUCACCGGAGAUGCUUUAGAUGAAGGCACGAUAUUCGCCACGGGCAGUUUCAACGUGACCACCGAGGCAGAGUUCCGCGACUUUGUUGCCCAGCAUUUCUUUCCAACCACCCCAACGGAUGUCCUCGCGCCGCUUUUCGAUUUGUACACGAACGACCCCGCGGAAGGUUCGCCGUUCGAGACCGGAGAUGCCAACGAGCUGGCCCCCGAGUUCAAGCGCAUGGCCGCCCUGCAGGGCGACAUAAUCUUCCAGGCGCCGAAGAGGUUCUUCCUAGACCAGCGGUCCCUGAAGCAACCUACGUGGACGUACAGGAACAUUGAAUUGACUAACUUAUGCAUCGAACAGCCGCAUGGAAGCGACUCCACACCGGCCCUAGAGGGCAACGACCUCGCGGACUACUUAAUCCAGUUCACAGCGACGCUCGACCCGAACGGCGGCACGUCGAACCGCACAAUUCCGUGGCCGCGCUACGACCCGCUUUCGCGGAGCAUGCUCACGCUACUCGAAGGAGACACGCCGCUGGAGAUCGUGGCGGAUACGGCGCGGCUCAAGGCGAUGGCAGGACUGACGGGAUUGUGUCUCGCGUUCCCCUUUUAA